Messenger RNA from Ornithodoros turicata, 6910 nucleotides. RefSeq lists its product as uncharacterized. Gene Ontology annotation, molecular function: signaling receptor binding. The transcript is spliced from 8 exons. The record is from RefSeq and is a predicted model, not a curated record. Bases 49 to 1674 code for a protein of 541 amino acids. Gene Ontology annotation, biological process: animal organ development; nervous system development; intracellular signal transduction. NCBI's taxonomy places the organism in Eukaryota, Metazoa, Arthropoda, Arachnida, Ixodida, Argasidae.
UUGGCGACGUGCGCUCGGUGUCCAGUCGGCUCUCAACAUGCCGCCUGGAUGGCCGCGGCUGUGAUGCGCUUUCCGCUCUGGAUGUUGCUCCUGUGGCUGGCGGCGGCCCGAGGUGCGGCCGCGGGCCGCUGCCCCGCGGACCAAGACCGCUGGGACGCGAGCAAUAAGGCCCUCUCGGCCGCGUUCGUCUUUCAAGGGCGACUACUCUCCAAAGCGGUGGACCCCGCGGGCAAUCUUCUGGCUCGCUUCCGGGUGCAGAAAGUACUGAAGCCCGGCUUCACCCCCGGAACGUCGCCUCAACUGUGGCGCAAACAAGAAGUGGUGGUGGCGCUUGUGAAGAGCCGUCCUCCUCCGGGACCUCGGAGGGGAUCGCGGACUGGACCCCGGACGCAGGCCCGGCGCGGCCGCUCCUUGUGCCCCGUGGCUCCUCCCGAAGGAUUCGUGUUCAACGCGCGCUAUUUGGUGUAUGGUGCUCCGAUCACGGGCCGCGCGGCGCGGAGACUGUUGCCCGCCGCUAAUUUUUCGGCGACUGCACCACCGGACCACUACACGCGACGGUCGGCCAGGGCGAUCAAGAAAGUCGUCUGCCAAGGAUGCGUGUUGAAGCCGGCUCAGGCCAAAUGGCUCAGGUCAACAUCGCGUGUCGACGUAUAUCGGCGACUUCAGUUGCGGUGUAAACUCAAUGGCAACCCUGUGCCAUGGGUCCAAUGGUACUUCGCUGGAAAGCCAAUCGUGCCCAGUAGUCGGGUGCACAUCGUCACAAAAUGGAGGAGGUCUCGGUUAGAGAUAAACAGCACUCGAAAACAAGACUCUGGCCUGUACGAGUGCCGGGCUUCUAAUGUACUCCGACGGGAGCCCUCCAUCGUCACGGUCAACGUCACUGUUCAAGACCGAUACUCGUUUAGGCCUGGCACCAGGGGGCCAACGCACACAUCGGCCAAUGACUCUACACUAUGGCCCUUGAAAGGACAACCCUGCCCCCUGGCUUCCUACUGCCUCAACGGUGGAACGUGCAUCUACUACGAGGCUGUCAAGGAGCCAUCCUGCCAGUGUGCUGACGGUUUCAUUGGUCAACGGUGUGAAAACAAGGAUACUGCAUCUUUAAAAACUUAUAUGAUGGGAAGUCAUGCUUGCUUAACAGCUGUGGUCACACUGGGGGCGCUCUUUGGCAUUCUGACCUGCAGCUAUGUGACCUGGACUGCCCGCAGGUGCGUCAAACGUCGGAAAAUUAAAACGUCCGGCUCGAGGUCGCGCAGCGGUUCCUCUGACAGCGCCAGUAGAAAUCCAUCGAGGGUUUCGGCAAUGGCUGACAGCACGCUCAUGGGCAAACAGUGCGAGGACAGUAAUAGCACCGGUGUCGUCGACCCCAGAACCCAAGAGUCGCUACUACGUCGGAACAACUCCAUCAUAGAACGAAGGCGAUGUGAGGAGCAUUCUUGCAAAGGCCCAAACACCGAAGACCAAGAGUUCAGCAACGAAGAUGAAGAUCUAGAGAUUGAGUCGCUGCUGAAGGCCGGGACCCAAGCACAGCAUUCCAGUGCCCCUGUUCGGCAGUCCAGGAGUGACCCUAUGAGAGACACAAUUUUCGACGAUCGACUCCAGUUCCAGCUAUGUGGCAUUGUCAACGACAUUCAUCAUGCUUUUCAUCCGCCAGUACCAAAGAGAACUGCUUAACGCACCUUUUUUUUUUUUCUUUCAUCCUUCGUUUUUGUGCUGCCUGGAGUCGUCUUCGAGGCGACGAGUAUUUCGGAACACGAUUUUUGUGACACGUGCAGAGUGCCCUCAGGAUGGCCACAAGAAACUUCGCUGAUUCACGCCAUUCCUGCAUUUAUUUUCGUUUACGUGAUGUUGUGUACAGGAGAUAAUGUGCAGUAGUCAAUCACUGUACUGUUUCACGUCAGUGUGACCGCACAGCAGUGACAGUGACUCGUAUGAUUCCGUCUAGGUUGUCUUUUUACAUAAACAUACACGCGUAUAUAUACAUAAAUGUCUGUAUAGCUGCUUCGCCGUUGAUGUAAAUGUGGCUUUCGACGUUUGAACUGCCGAGGGUGUUCUGUGGAAACAAGAUGAGAGACAAUAUCACCUCGGUGCAGGAGUUGAAGAGAGUACAGUGCAAUUUUACAAUACCUCGGCUCCGUUAGUUGUAAAUCUAUGAGCUUGUUCCUGUGCCAUGUUUAAGUAAUUGCCUUCAGGAUUCCUACAUGUGUGUGUGCAGAUGUAUUUUGCUUGGACUUCGCAGGUGAUGACGGGCUGUGCUGUAGUAUUUAUGAUCAUGUGGCUAAAAUGCUGCCAGGUGUGGAAGAGGUGUUUUAUGAGGAGCUUUAUAGGGGUGAUGUUUAUUUAUUUUCUAAGCAAGAUGGUAAGUCCAUGUUGUUGCGCACUGUGAGCUGCUUUGUGAACAGUACUUGUGUGUCACACAUUAUAGCCUCUGCAUAUGGCCUCCAACAACAAUAAGGCAGCUCGUAUAAUUUAGUUGUCAAAUAUGACAGUGAAGGAUCAGUUGCUAUAAUAGGGUGUUUUCUGUUUUUAAAAAAGAAGAUAUGGUUUGGCUGCCUCUGUAUCAAGUAGUUUCCCUAACAGCUUUUCUCACGUCUCAACGUCAUGUGAAGUACCUUAAUUUCACUUGUAUAAGCCAGAGCGCACCAUUCUUUUGGGCAAUGUUUCCAACAGAGAGGCUGAACAAGAGUCAUAGAUUUAAUUAUACAUUCGCAUGUUGUCAUUAAUGCAAUAUUUACAUGCUGCUCGGGAGGCUGGGAUGAAUUGCGUGGAGAGGAUUGGCGAUCACAAGGUACCGCGUCCGCAUUAGAUGGAAAGCACGCCAGCUUCCACCAGGGCUCCACGAGUCGCAUUGUAAGACGCUCGACAUUGCUGGUUAUGACUGGCGAAAUUAGGAGAGAAUAUUACUUUGUGUACUCUUUUUGGAUAAUAUGUGGGUUAUACUUGUGAAAUUACAGUAAAUACAAUGUGAUAUGUAGCGAACCUCAAAAUUGCCAUGUAGCAGUACUCACAUUGGUUGGCACAACCAAAAGUGAGAAUCUGUCUUCUUCCCAUCUUGUUUUAUUAGCCCUCCAAAGUGAAUGAGAUUUUUUGAAUUUGUGUCAGUAAACACAUACAGGCUACUAUGCAUUCUGAAAAGCAAUAUCAAAACAGUCGAGGGUUGUACAUAAACACCAGCUGUUAAAAUGAUGCACCCAUUGCCUACAUUACGCACUAGCCUCUAAUCUGUUGUGGUGUUUUUAAACGAAUGUGACUGCUUCUACAAGUGAACUGGUGUUGUGGAGUAUUGUAAGAGACAUAACAAACAUUGUAAGUUUUAAAAAACAAUUUUCUUUUCAAAAAUUUGUAUUAUUACACGUUUCCUUUACUUUUGGUGCUGAUGCAAUUUUCCAUGCAGUCAGUUCCAAAAGCUUCAUCCUGAUUUUGCCUAACAGCAAUCUAAUGGCGAACUCCAUUGGCAGAGCUGGGUCAGUUUUGCUUCGGGAAGGUGCAAAGAAUUGUUCAAUUGACAGAACCGGAUCAGGCAUGGGUUGUUUCAUUGGGGGGAGAAGAGGCAAAGCGAGUGGAACAGGACCGGAACAAGCAUCCACAAAUGAGGGUGGUAACUUCAGAGAGUUCUUCGGGGUUGGAGUUGUCGGUAGCGCCAAAGUUUUUGCUGCACUAAGAAAAGCUUCCUCUGGUAGGUUGUGAUUCUGAGAAGUCCUGGAGUAGUAGCUAUGUCGCUCAGUGCACAGCGUGGUCAGUCCAGUCCAGUCCAAUCCAAUCCAAUCCAAUCCAAUCCAAGAAAAAGAGGCAUGCAUUACAGCAUGGUGCAGUGUCAUAGACGUGCUUUGCACCUGCAGAGGGUAGAUUGCAUUCUGUUGAGGACGCAAACCCGUAUUACACCACCGGAAGUGGUGUGGGGAAAAGUAUGCUCUUUCUAUGGAAUUCACCAUAAAUUAUAAUAUUAUUAUUACCAUAAAUUAUGGGAGUAUGAAUCAAAGGUUCCUACUCAAGUAGUAUUAGCGAAAAACCUGCUACGCACAGUGUUUUGCUAUAUUGAGGUGUGCCUUCUUUACACUAUAACCGCGGCCCGCUUGCAGUGCUGCUAAUGUGAAGUUGCAUGUAAUGUAGAUACGUAGUACCAUUCUUUUGUAUAUAAUGCGUUAUGUCUGCAUUUGACAGUGCUGCUAUGGCUUGAAAAGUGGAGGAUGAACAAAUGUGAAUGUUUUGCCAUGUGGUGGAACGUGUAACGUAAGGUCGAAAAUAAUUUUCACGCUGCUCACAGUGACGUGCCAUGUAAAUUGACGCACUGACAAUGAGAUGACGUUCACUAAUUAAGGCUGCUAAACAUAACCCUUCAUGAGCGAGAAAUAUUUUUUACACGUAAACACUCGGCAGCGUAGCUACCUAUGGGAACGUGGACAGUGGAAGUUGCGGAAUGUGGAAUCGUUCCUGUUGACAUGUGACUGUUACAUGAAUGGUAGUGACGGACUGUGAAUGAUAGUGUUACUUUUUCACAAUGCCGAAAAAAAACAUUUACCUGCCAUCUGAGCCAUCUGUGCACAGAUGCAAGUUUCAUUUCUACGCAACCACAGGGAACUGCUUUUAAGGCCCUGUUGCUGCGUAAGAUUUUCGAAAAAAAAAAAAAUUUGCCUACGCUGCAUAAACCACAUAAAUUUUUUUCCAUCGCAUUAAUUGCCUUAAAAUGUGACACGUUUGGAGCACACUGCAAUUCCUUGCCACUAGCUGCAGCGAAACAUUGGAAAAGUACCAGAUUUACCGAACUAUCCUAGUGCAUUUCAAUCUAAAAUGGUCAUUGUGUACUUAUACCCCCUGACACACGGGCACGUUUGAACUCCUUCACAUAAAGGGACACCUAACAGAAAGGCAUUGUGUGACGUGACACACGGCAGAGGAGAAUCUCCUUUUACAAAGUAGCCCUUUUGGGAAGCUGAGCUCCUUUUCAUCUGUAAAGGCGUAUGGCAUAGCCUCAAACAAAGGGCGUUACGAUGACAAUAUUCUCGAACGAAGGCUAGGCAGUGUUUUCAUUUUUCAAGUACUCUAAGUCUGCGUGCAGAUAUUGCAGUUGCGGUACGUAUUUUGAAUUCAUUGGUCGUAUUGUUAUGUUUACGUACAUGUAGGCUGGUUCUAACGGAAAUAUCUAAUGCGACGUCUUUGGUUAUAUUUUGCAAAUGACACCACCAAAAGGAGUUUGCUAUUGCAGUGUGUCAUCGGCACAAACUCCUUUUGCAAAGGUGUCCUGCACAGCUGUAAAGGACCCCUAGUGGAAAGGAGUCCAAACGUGCCCGUGUAUCAAGGGUAUUAGUGAGGCUGUGCAUAGUGUUACGAUGAGAGCAAUGCGUUUUAGGGUUGAAUCAGGGAAAGACCUGCUAUUACCCCUCCCCCCCUCCCUCCCUCAUUUGCAUCACCGUGGGGAAAAAUCCAAGGACCGACUGCCCCACAGCCCCAACCUAGCCACUACUAGAGGCACGGGCAAACUUUAAAUACUUCGUACUCAGCACUGCCUCUCACUAUCUUGUGUGUUUUUCUUUUCAUUUGUCUUCCAUUUCCACCUGAAAAUCUACUCUUUCCUACAAUAUCACCAUAGCUUGCUCACCCUAUUUUACAGCUUCUAACUUAAAACCCGACUUUUACCCCCCCAGACUUGGAAAAAGCAUAAAACCCAAAAGCCCAAACCCCAAAAUCGUCGCAAAACCCAAAAACACAAGGGUCCGUGAACAGUGCAGUACAGGGAAAUAUUUUGACCGCACAGUCACUAAAUCUGUUUACACCAUGCUACUGACAUUUUUUUCUUUCUUGUGGGAGGAGCUGCCGUGGAAACAAUCUUGGGUGCAGAGCAGAAAAACAAAAACCCGGAUGCAAAGCAAUCGAAUCGGAGCAAUCGGCGUUCCCCGUCUCGUACGGUACCUAGUCGACGGAACUACCUGUCUGAAACUGCAGGUCUUUCAGAGUGUGGUCCUCCAAUAGACGAGUUCAGAAAAUCCCAGAGUGCUUAGCGUCGCUUUGAACUGUGGGAGUUUACUAAUACGAAAGAAACGGGUGACCUCCAAACUGUUCCCAUUUCUCCCACGACGUGUCAAGGUCAGCGAAAGCGAAAUGUGAAGGAUUACAGUUAAACUCCUUUAUAGCGAACACCUUUUUAACGAAAAUACCACUACAGCGAAUUUUUUUACAGUCCCGUUGGAGCCCUAUAGGUCCAAUAAUGGACAUCCUUUUUAACGAAAAUACCUUUACUGCGAAUUUUUUUCGCUGUCCCCUGAGUUUCGUUGUAAAGGAGUUUCACUGUAUUCUUCGUUCCCCCGCUCAGCAAGCGCCCAGGAUGCAAUGCGUGUGCAGAGAGCACUGGGAUUUUCUGAACUUGUCUAUCGGUCCUCCAAUUUAGUGUUGUGAGCGAUUUCACAUCCUGUGAUGCACUGAGGUAAUAAUGGGGCAAAUGCUUUUCUCAGGCCAACCAUGGUACUUCACCACUGCCUUUGUCUUUUGCAUUUUUGAGUGUACGUCGGGUAUCCCCGUCCUGUAACUUGGUUGGAGAUUUUCGUUACUAUCAGAGCAAAGUAAUGGUGUGAGGUGCGUCAACUUCAAGCUCAGGGAGUCAAAGCGAAAUGCGGAAGUGAUGCAGCGAUGUUUUUUUUUUUUUUUUUUUUUUUUUUUUUUUUUUCUGUGGAGUGUUUGUGCCUGCUCUAAAUCUGAGUAAUCACAAAAUGGUUGCCAGUUAAUUCUGGUGUGAGUUGAUACGAAUAUGUUUACACUGUGUGUAAAAUUAACGAACGGGUUGUGACCGGGCCGUGUUGUGGAAUAAGUGUGUGUUUUUUUCCCCCCUUUUUAUAUGCGAAAUGAAAUGAUAGCGUGUGUCGCUUGCUGCUGUCAAAUAAUGAGUUUCACUUCAUUAAAUUAUGUGCCAUACGUUUCA